AUGCUGUUCCCACACAUUCCAGCGGCUAUACGGUGCGCACAAUCUCCACAACGUAUGUUCUCGGCCUUGGGGACAACGCGGACACGGCGACAAGACUGUGUUAUGCGGGAAGAGCAUUCACCGCCGCCAUAUUCUUCACGGGCUUUUCAUCAACAGCAACGUUCCCAGUUCGCUGCUACAAGCGGGGCUCAGCAACAACCACCACCGUAUGCUCCGCGACKCAGUGAAGACCGCCGAAUACCACCUCGCUCUCCCACUUCAGCGCGGCAGACCAACCUUCGAAAGUCCAAUCCCAGAGUUGAGCGUCUUCGUCGAUUCCUCUCCUUCUCCCUAGCGAUCGACUAUGGUUUACAGAACGCCACACCAGAUAGACUUUCUGCAUCUGACUGGGCUCACUUCGUGCGUCUAGCUCGGCAGAUGGCGGAAGCGUGUUCGGCAGCGAACGAAGAUCUCAGCGACAGUCAUCUCACAGAGGAUAUCAUGACGCCACCGAUCCGCUACCAGGUUAGAGAGCCUGCUAUCGCUCUCGGAGUCGAUCCUCAGACUGUGCUGGUCCAAUUACGGCUAUUCAUCAGCUCCAUCCAUCGAUGCAAAGGCGGUGGCGGGUAUUCAUCACAACUGGAGCGAAUGCCCGUCGAUCAGGACAUGCGAGAAUUUGGGCGCAAACUUCUCCACGACCGGAUGGAGCUUAUCGAAACUGUGUUGCCCAAGAAUCCCAAGGCGAUGUGUCCGUACAGAGCCUUACAGACGCAGAWGAUGGUGAGAAAUCAGACGAUUAUUGAUCAAUGGUUUGUGCGCCUCGAUGGAUCGAAUUGCGAUCCUAGGGAGAUGCGCUCGCCGCUCAAUGCAAAGAAUGCCCCUUUUCCGUUGAGAACGUUUGAAAAGGAGACUAAGAAUGUGAUUGCUUUGCUGCGGUUGUUGCAAAGCAGUCCAUCAGACAUACCGUGUUGGAAAAGAUGGAUAUAUCAUGCAGCUAAGCGAAGGGAGGAUAGUCUUUAUCUUGCGGAAGAUGAUGAGUGUAACUACUUUGCGAGAAGUGCACGUGAAGUGAUGAUUUAG
This is a messenger RNA of Ramularia collo-cygni, 1059 nucleotides long. RefSeq lists its product as uncharacterized. Bases 1 to 1059 code for a protein of 352 amino acids. The record is from RefSeq and is a predicted model, not a curated record. The transcript has a single exon. Lineage: Eukaryota; Fungi; Ascomycota; Dothideomycetes; Mycosphaerellales; Mycosphaerellaceae.